Drosophila mojavensis is the source of this 628-nucleotide messenger RNA. RefSeq names its product larval cuticle protein 4. The coding region runs from base 88 to 486 and encodes 132 amino acids. Gene Ontology annotation, cellular component: chitin-based extracellular matrix. The transcript is spliced from 2 exons. The record is from RefSeq and is a predicted model, not a curated record. NCBI's taxonomy places the organism in Eukaryota, Metazoa, Arthropoda, Insecta, Diptera, Drosophilidae. Gene Ontology annotation, molecular function: structural constituent of chitin-based larval cuticle.
CAACGGAUUUGCACAACAAUUUUGCUGGGGCUAUAAAAGCCUUUGGCUGAGCGCAGUUCGAGCAGCAAUUGAAACCCAAAUAUCAACAUGCACAAAUAUCUCUUCCUGAUUGUCGCCCUGCUGUUUGCCGUCAGCUCCGCCGUGGAUGACGAUGCCCACGCCAAGGCGAAGGAGGUGCAUAAGGAUGACGGCCACGGCAACUUUGCUUAUAGCUAUGACAUAACGAACGGCAUCGGCGCCCAGGAGGUUGGCGACGCUCAUAAUAAUGUCCAGGGCCAAUAUCACUUUACCUCCAAGGAGGGCGUGCCCAUUCAGGUGUCCUACACAGCCGACGAGAACGGAUAUCAUCCACAUGGCGACUCGCUGCCCACGCCGCCGCCCACACCCGAAGCCAUACUCAAGGCGCUGGCCUACAUCGAGGCGCAUCCGCCCAAGGAGGAGCAGAAGGUGCGCCCACGCCCGCAGCCAAAACACGGCAGACAUUAGGCAUUAGCCACUCGCCAUGUCGCUCUGUCCCACACACACACACACACACACACACACACACACACACUCAACGAUAUUUCAAUUGCAAUUGGUUGCGUCCUUUCAUCAGUUGGACAUAAAAAUAAAACUUUACGACGCAAGA